AUGGUGGCGCCCGCAAUAGCCAUUCUACUUUUGCUACUGUCGGUGUCGUGGUGCCUGGUGGGCAACUAUAUCCGCCUGAUGGCAAUUCCGGGCCCGCGACUGGCCGGAUGGUCCGACUUCUGGCAUAAACGUGCCCAGAACGCCUCCAACUUUGGCCGUCUGUUGACCACCUAUCACUGGAAGUAUGGUCCCCUUGUGCGUUUGGGUCCGAAUUGUGUGAGCUUGGCGGAUCCAGAAUCAGUCUCGUAUGUUCAUGGGCGCCAACUGCACGAAGAGGGAAAUGAGACCGUUCAGCAGACCAUCGAGGGCGCUGCGCAGUACGAGGGUGUGGUUGACCAAUUGGCGGCGGAUCUUAUGGAGAACCUCCAACGGCAGCGCGUUAUCGAGCUGACGGCGUCGUUUCGCUUCUUUGUGAAGAAUUUCGUUGGUCGCCUGAUUCUAGACGAUCUUAUGGAACGGACCGCGUAUCUUCGCAAUGAAGUCCACUCGGGCCGAUGGUUUCACACCCUAAAGGGUUGGUUCGCAUUUCCGACAAUUGAGUACCUCGUUCUAGGGAGUCCCGGUGCGCGGUUGAAGAUGACUCGCGGGGGGCUGUUAUCCGAUCCAAGGCUAAUGUGUCUGCCGGAGAUGGGUUCCAACGCACGCUCGAAUUCGAAGAAUUCCCCUGGCCAAAGAGCCCGCAGUGUGGGAGAAUAUCGGAGACUGCAGACCACGGUAGCGAGCAUUAACUGCAUUAAUGCGGCUUUUGUUUCCGUGUUCCGUGCCUUACUAUGUCACCCUUCGAUACUAUGCAAACUUCGGCACGAGCUCGACACUGCAUCUCAGGCGAGGAUUCUCUCCGACCCCCCUCAGUGGGUAGAAUUGAAUCGUCUGCGAUAUCUCGAUGCUGUCAUGAUGGAGGUCAUCCGUCUUUUCUCCCCGGGCCACUCCGUGAAGACGAUCGCUCCAGAGGGAGGCAUUACGAUCGCAGGUUUUCAUGUGCCCGAGGAUACAGUGGUUCUCUCACACUCUGAUACAAUGCGGCGGAAUUCCGAAAUCUUCGGACCCGGUAGUCAGGCAUUUCAACCAGACCGAUGGCUUGCGAUCCACCAAUGUCAACGGAGGCGCAUGGAGGACAACUUGUUUCCAUUCUCCCAAGGCAUCCGGUCCUGUCCAGAAGGUUGGGCGGCCUGGAAGGAAGUGAAAAAGGUCGUUGCGAUGAUCAUUAUGAGAUUCGAGAUGCGCUCGGUGCAUGUUGAAGGCCUCAGCGGGCCAACAACCAGCGAGGAAACUCCCCCGACGAUGGUCAGCUUUGCUGUGCGACCAGGGAUCCACUGA
Messenger RNA from Aspergillus campestris IBT 28561, 1317 nucleotides. Its product is annotated as putative cytochrome P450 monooxygenase. The transcript has 3 exons. Gene Ontology annotation, molecular function: monooxygenase activity; oxidoreductase activity, acting on paired donors, with incorporation or reduction of molecular oxygen; iron ion binding. The record is from RefSeq and is a predicted model, not a curated record. The coding region runs from base 1 to 1317 and encodes 438 amino acids. Lineage: Eukaryota; Fungi; Ascomycota; Eurotiomycetes; Eurotiales; Aspergillaceae.